GCAGGGCGGAUUAGUUUGAUCAAAGGUGUGAAUGUUUUGCUAGUCCGUAGAAACUCGCUCGUUUCAGCAUUGUGUUUCGGCAUUGUUUAAGGUUUUUGUGAUGAAUACGCGUUGGUAGCGGGACAUUGCUAGAAUGUAGCAUUAAGGGUAUUGAAGUCGCGGCAAUUAGAGUGAUUCGAGUGGACCCAAGUACCAAGUGACGCCCCAAAUCGUUGGAUGCUGUGCUCGCGAAAAGUUAUCAAUGGGUACAGAUACGUACCGUGGCAAGCUCGAUUCGUUGUGAGUAGGUGAGCUAUAUAAUCAUCUUCAAACCCGCCAACUUCGGUGUUGCUGUUGGGAGAUCUGCUCUCAUUCGUGGCUAUUCCACCGAAGUUCUGGAGAAAACAGAACUUAAACCCCCGAAGAACGCCAUCCAUUCAUCGUCUAGAAAGAAUCGCGUGCCUAAGGGGUACACUUCAACCAUUCUGGAGCGGCGCGCCAAUAGGCCACGUGUACUGGAGCGAAUUGAAAGUAAAACCCUGACUUACCACCACCUGAGCCUAGGCGCCUCGGGCUGUUGCGUGUUUCCCGAGGCAAUUUGAAGAACAGUAACCGCACCAUCAUGCCCCGUCCCUCUAAUGCCUAAUUCGAUCUCGUCCGACGACAGUGACGACGAAAGAGCUGAUAAAAAGUAAAACGGCGAAAGGUGAAUGAAUCUGUGGCGCGUUAGCGUACAUGCGGCCAAAUCGGACAACAACGGCGAACGCUUGAGUGUCGUGGGACGACUGUCCUCGUCGCAUUUUCGUAGCUGCUUAGAGAGAAUAGGGUGUCCGAAAAGAUUUCUCCUGCGUCGGUGGUGAAGUGGCUCUGUGGUUACGGGUUGCAGACGGACCAGAGAGAUUACGUAGACCUCAGAAAAACAUCAAGUCCCAGCCCUGCCAGUGCUAACCUGUUUUCAAUCGUAUUCCACCAUCGCGAGUGAACGUGUAUGUGCGCCGUCGUCGUCGGAACUUGUGAAGAAGAGAUCCGGCCCAGUCUUGCCUACGGAGAUAGAGCGUGAUAAUUGAUGAGAUAGUGUUUGGUGGGCCGUAGAAAAGAUUUAAACCUUUUGUGUUGCCACAAUACGCCUUACAACACCGUUUGUUGAUCGUCGUUGAGUAGUGAUCUUCGAUUGUUUGUUGCAACAAGAUUUGGGAGUCUGUGAUUUGCACCACCAGUGUAACCAUGGUGUUGAAUGUGUGAUCAAGCUUUUAUAUUGGUUUCGUAUCGUAUCAUCUGUCUGUGAGUAAAAGAAAGCGCGAAAUAUUUAAUUUGUUUGUAGGAAAUCCAUUCCGGGCGACCGAAUCAUAAACAUGGAGACAAAUUUGGUGCGCGUUCUGGAGGGACAAUAUUUGGACGAAUUGACCAGUGAGCUGUGCGAUUUUACGCUGGAAGAACAGAAUGCGGCCACCGAAGCGCAAGGCGUAAAGCCGCUGGCCUCGUCUGAUUACAUACCGAUCGUCGGCAAGACGGUCACGUACGUAGUGGCCUGCGUGAUCGUGAACGACAGUAACGAGGUGCUGAUGAUGCAGGAAGCAAAAGAAUCUUGCGCUGGCAAGUGGUACCUACCGGCAGGCCGUAUGGAACCGGGUGAAACGAUCGUCGAAGCAGGCGUAAGAGAAGUGCUGGAAGAAACGGGUCUAAAGGUGGAGAUUAAGACACUGCUAGCAGUGGAAACUGCUGGUGGAUCGUGGUUUCGCUUUGUGCUAACCGGCAAUGUGAUCGGUGGUGAACUGAAAACACCUUCCCAAGCCGACCAGGAAUCGAUUCAAGCCAAAUGGUGCCAAAACCUGAACGAAUUGUCGCUCCGUGCGAACGAUAUCUUGACGGUGGUGGAACUGGCUCGCAACUAUCGCAAACGUGUCCCCAAAGAUCCGAACUGGCACCGGGAGAUACUGCCCGCGCGAAAGGCACACUAUAAGAACUAUCUCCGGGUAGUGGUGGCGAUCAAGAACAAAACCACCAACCAGGUGUACGUGUUGCUGAGCGAGAAGACGGCUUACCACUUUCCGACGGUUGAGAUUCAUCCGGGUCGCAGUAUUCAUUCCACGCUGAAGAAGUUUAUGAUCGAGCUGUUCGGUGCGGAUCUACCACAGCACCGACCGCACGGUGUGCUUAGUGUGGAGCACCAUACCACCGACGGCCAGGCAAAUCCAACCGACGGUCUGUGUCUUACGGUGCUGGUCAUCUGCCGACCAUCGAUUGAAUCGGUUUCGCUUAUUGGCAAAUGUAUCUGGCACGAGCUGAGCAAGGACCUUAGUGCGCGGCUGGCAAUGGCGGUUGCCGGUAAAAAUGCCACCUUCCAGCUACACGUGGUACGAUAGUUGGUGAUUGGGCCGGUCGAAUGUAUUGUACAUUGCUUUUACUAUGGGGGAAAAGGUCGAAUAAUUUCUUAAGCAAGACUUCUCAACCAACGUCCAGGCACACGUGGGAAUGGAUGGGAUGGUAAAUACUCUUUAGGCUUUAGGGCUAUUCCUCAAGCGAUUGUUUUUACGUGGAAAAUGUUAUUUGAACGAUGAACAAGUAUUUUAUCUUUAUGUUUUACGAUACGAAAGCCAAACACAACAGCCGCAUACCUUUAUGCAGAUGAAUAUAAUCAAAGUAAUUUCGCUGCUACCA
Messenger RNA from Anopheles moucheti, 2637 nucleotides. RefSeq names its product 8-oxo-dGDP phosphatase NUDT18. The transcript has 2 exons. Gene Ontology annotation, molecular function: 8-oxo-GDP phosphatase activity; magnesium ion binding; 8-oxo-dGDP phosphatase activity. The coding region runs from base 1332 to 2342 and encodes 336 amino acids. The record is from RefSeq and is a predicted model, not a curated record. NCBI's taxonomy places the organism in Eukaryota, Metazoa, Arthropoda, Insecta, Diptera, Culicidae.